Fusarium coffeatum is the source of this 1425-nucleotide messenger RNA. RefSeq lists its product as uncharacterized. The transcript has 3 exons. The coding region runs from base 1 to 1425 and encodes 474 amino acids. The record is from RefSeq and is a predicted model, not a curated record. Gene Ontology annotation, molecular function: carbohydrate:proton symporter activity. Gene Ontology annotation, cellular component: membrane. Gene Ontology annotation, biological process: carbohydrate transport; transmembrane transport. NCBI's taxonomy places the organism in Eukaryota, Fungi, Ascomycota, Sordariomycetes, Hypocreales, Nectriaceae.
AUGGUGAAAGUUCCCUUGUAUGCGACCGCUGGUGUCGCGACUUCUUGUGUUGCGUUCCUUUUCGGAAUGGAUACGGGAAGUAUCGGUCCCAUAACGACCAUGUCCUCGUUCAAAGAUACGUUCGGCGAUUUCUCAGCUACCAUUCAUGGUGUGAUCGUCUCGACUAUCCUCAUUCCUGGAGCAUUGACAGCGCUCGUCGCUGGAGCUCUUGCACACCGUUUUGGGCAGGUUAGACUCAUAGCCAUUGGGUCUAUCAUCUUCGGUAUCGGCGCGGCUAUCGAAUGCGGUGCGCCGUAUCUUGGGGUGUUCAUUUUUGGACGUCUUAUCAAGGGUAUGGGUGAGGGGUUGUUCUUGAGUAAUGUUUAUGUGCAAGUUUCGGAAAUGUCACCCUCGAGAGUGAGAGGUAUCAUGACGGCCCUGCCGCAGUUUCUCAUCACUACUGGUAUUGUCACUGGAUACUUCACUUGUUACGGAACUUCAAGACUGGGCGAUUCAUCUGUUACAUGGCGUUUACCAUUAGCAAUCGUCGCAUUCCUCGGGGUCCUCCUGUCAAUGGUUGCUUUCAUCGUACCGCCUUCUCCACGAUGGCUCCUCUCCAAGGGGCGCAUCGAUGAGGCCAGAGUUGUAUGCAAACAACUCGGCAUCGACGAAGUCGAGGAAAAGGAACUUCUCGCUCAAAAUGGAGAUACACCUCUCGACGGCGAAACAACGCUUUGGCAAGAUAUUCAGCACACCUUCAAAGAUUUCCGCUGUGCCUUCUCAGCGCCAUAUCGCAAUCGUACAGCUUUUGCGUGCUUCCUAAUGGGCAUGCAACAGUUCAGCGGCAUAGACGGCGUUCUCUACUACGCUCCCAUCCUCUUCACGCAAGCUGGUCUCAGCGGCGAAAAAGCAUCAUUCCUGGCAUCUGGUGUUUCCGCCGUCGUUAUCCUCGCAGCUACACUCCCUGCUACAAUCUUUGCUGAUCGUUGGGGACGGCGCAUGCAGAGUAUUCUCGGCGGUGUACUAAUUGUUGGGCUGAUGGUGAUAAUGGGCUCGCUUUACGCCGCGGGACAAGUUCAUCCUGAGUAUGGACCUGGUCGAUGGGUUGUCAUUGUUUGCAUUUACCUGUUUGCGAUUGCGUUCAGCUUUACCUGGGCGAUUGGGUUUAGAACUUGGGUUGUUGAGAGUAUGCCUAGACGGACGAGGAGUAGUGCUUCUAGUCUUGCGCAGAGUUCGAACUGGACUGCCAAUUAUGUCGUCGCUUUGGUCACGCCUGUGCUGUUGGAUAAGUCAUCGUUUGGCGCAUAUUAUUUGUUUGCUGGCUGCAGUUUGGCGACUACAGUUAUGGUGAUUCUGUUCAUGGGUGAGACGAAGGGGUACAGUUUGGAGGAGAUUGAGAAGAGACAUGGUGGCGUGAAAGAGAAGAGCUUUCCGCUCAAUCUGUAG